GAUAAACCAAAACCAUACCUCCCACACCUUAGCUGCCAGCAUCUAUUGACCACUGUGACUUGCAACCGUAGUGGUGUGGCAGGGAGGUGGCACUGACCAUUCUCUUCUAGGCUAGUCAGAACAGAUCUUCUAGUCAGAACAGAAUAUUAAAGAGGUAAUGCUCAAACCUAGUGGCCUUUUUUCUGUCCGUAGUUUUGGACAUCGAACCAAUGUUUCAUAAUGUACGCCAUUGAGGAAUUCAACUGGUUUUGUGGGAAAGAUGCCAACAUCUCUUUACAACACUUCAAGUGGAACAAAAAUCACACAAUAGAUAAUGCGUGUUUCAUUGGUCUGAUUUCCACCGGUAUAAGCGUUCUCUUUAUUCUUCUCGUAUCCCUCAUUCUAUUUAUUCUUACAUGUUUUACACAACUUAAAAGGCUCAGCCAUCGUUACAUUAUCCCACUUCCGGGACAUAUACCAAGAUGGCUCCUCAAUAUACUGAUGGUACUACUUCAGUUAGCUAAGGUUGGCGAGGGCAUUAUCACGGAUGUUUCGGUACGCAGGAAUUUCAACACAGAACCGUACCUGUAUAUUCCGGCCUGCGCAAGUCUUAUCGCGGUGAUUUUGUAUAUUUCGUAUUACCACCAUGUUGAAUAUUGGAACAAGCCCUCCAUGUCGUUUCUACUCCUUUUCUAUUGGUCUUUCAAUCUGACGUGUGACGUACUGACGUUGAUGAACGCCAUUGAUGAGGAAUGGAAAGAAUUCUCUUUUCUGCGUUACGAUUUGAUUUUAAUUAGCAUCGUGUUUACAUCAUUGUACAUUUUGCUAGAGUUAAUUGUCAUAUCAAAGGCUCUAUCCUGUUCCUCCAGCGACGAUGAGUUGCCAGAUGAUCUUAAGAAAGAAAAUAUGUUCUUCAUGCAAGGCUACUGCAAUCUUAUGUCAUCAGCGACCUACUGGUGGCUGAACUGGUUGUUUAGGAAAGGCUACAAAGAGCCCAUUGAGCUCAAAGAUCUAGGGGUACUGUCUAGCUCUCACAAAGCCCGCCAAAACCGCAUGCUCUUUGAAGAGGCUUUAGAGAAAGAACGGGCUCUAUCCUGUUCCUCCAACGACGAUGAGUUGCCAGAUGAUCUUAAGAAAGAAAAUAUGUUCUUCAUGCAAGGCUACUGCAAUCUUAUGUCAUCGGCGACCUACUGGUGGCUGAACUGGUUGUUUAGGAAAGGCUACAAAGAGCCCAUCGAGCUCGAAGAUCUAGGGGUACUGUCUAGCUCUCACAAAGCCCGCCAAAACCGCAUGCUCUUUGAAGAGGCUUUAGAGAAAGAACGGGAGCGUGCACUGGCAAAGGGCGUCUCCAUUAACUUAUACCGUGUAUUCUUCAAAGUGUAUGGGUUCAAGAUGAUGCUAGCUGGGUGUCUUAAAUUCUGUGGCGACUCUUUGAGCUUUGUCGGACCAGUGGCACUUAGGUAUCUUCUUGAGUAUGUCAGUGGUUUAGAACCAAAACCAGAAGAGGAUGACCAAUAUGUGACCGUUGAAGUGUUUCUUCACAAUGGCUAUAUACUCCUUGCUGUUAUAUUUUUUGCCGCUGUUCUGAGGUCUCUGUGUUUGCAGUCUCAUUACCAGGUUGUCAUUAUUGAAAGCAUUCAUCUACGAGCAGCUCUUCAGACCAGUGUGUAUGAUAAAGCCCUGAAGCUUUCUACUUGGACAAUGACUGGCGGAUCAAUGACGAUGGGUCAGAUUACGAAUUUGAUGUCUGUGGAUGCUAUGAAUUUGCUAAACUCGGCCCAGUGGGUUCACUAUAUAUGGUCUAUCCCCUACCAACUUGGUAUAUCUUUAUAUAUCCUGUAUAAGACCUUGGGCUACUCGGCGUUGGUUGGUUUCUGUGUAUUCUUUGUUACCAUGCCGAUACAGACUAAAAUUGCUGGUAUUCUUGCUGGUUUCCAGAAAAUUGUCAUGGCCAAUUCUGAUGAGCGUCUGAAGAGGAUAAAUGAAAUGCUGCAAGGGAUCAAGUUAAUUAAGCUGUACGGCUGGGAGCACAUCUUUUUAUACAACAUCAAAGAUGCUCGAGCGAAAGAGGUUCAUGUCAGAAUGAAGGGCUCCCUCUGGAGUUCUGCUUUAACAACUACAACUAUUGCAUCGCCUCUUCUUGUUACUCUUGUGAUUGUUAAUUUACAUAAAGUCUUGAAAUAUUGUCCUGCCAAAGUCGAACGAGACAAGUCGGCAAUUGAUGAAGAUGACUUUGGCACAGCUUGUCGCUUACCACCAAACAAGUUUAAAAGUAAAAAGAACAACGAUCGUACAUUAUUGGUAAAUGCAGCCGAUGGCAACCAAUAUGGAACCUUCUCGUCGAACACUACCAACCCAAAUUUCUCAAAUGUUGAUGACCUUCCUGAUGACCUGGUGCUAAAGAUUGAACAUGCUAACUUUACUUGGGAUGUUGAUUCACCAGAGCCAACUUUAGCCGACAUUAGCUUAGAAAUACCCGCAGGUAAACUGACAAUGAUCGUUGGUGCUGUUGGAAGUGGCAAGUCCUCUGUGUUGGCGGCAAUGUUGGGUGAGAUGUCUACUCUCAGUGGGAAUGUCCAGUGGAACAGGCACAAGAGCACCGUGUCAUUUGCAGCGCAGAAAGCGUGGCUUGUUAAUGCAUCGCUUAAAGAAAAUGUUCUGUUUGGUUAUUGCGCUGAGUCGGACAGAUACGAUUCGGUCAUCUCCUCUUGUGCUCUGAAGCCAGACAUUGAUAUCCUACCAGCUGGCGAUCAAACAGAGAUUGGCGAGAAGGGCAUUAACCUCAGCGGAGGCCAAAAACAGAGGAUCAGCGUGGCCAGGGCGAUGUACAGUUACAAUGAUGUUGUAAUAUUGGAUGAUCCACUAUCAGCACUUGAUGUCCACGUGGGACGUCAGGUAUUUGAAGAAGGCAUUGUGGGAUUGCUGCUGAACAAUAAUCGAACUUGCCUUUUGGUGACACAUCAAGUUCAGUACGUUGAAAAAGCCGACUGGGGAAUCCACAACCCAUUGCAAGAUAGAAGGGGAUUUGCAAAAUCUAUGAUCAAUAAAGUCAACAGCCUUUAUAACGAUGAUGAAACUGGAAAACUAAUUGAGAAAGAGGAGCGUGUUAAAGGAUCCGUUGGCUUUACGAUGUACGGAAAUUAUAUCAAACAGCUUCGUGUCCGUGUGUUUCUGCUUGUGAUGGUUCUCAUUUUCCUGUACAAUGGAUGCAGUGUGGGCAACAAUUUCUGGCUCUCCGCCUGGUCAAAUGCUGGUAUUCAUCCACCACCAAAUAAAACUGAUGCACAAAUACUGCGCAAGUAUUUGGGUGGCUAUGCUGGGCUCUCCAUCACCAGUAUCAUUCUGUCAACCACAUCAUCCCUGACUUUGGUUCUCUCAGCUUUGUAUGCGUCAAAGAGGAUGCAUAAUACCAUGCUAACAAGGGUCAUGUUCUCCCCUCUCAGAUUUUUUGACACAACUCCAAUCGGCCGAGUUCUAAAUCGAUUUUCAUCGGACAUACAGACUCUAGAUGCACAACUGGGUUCAUCUCUGAAUUCAUUGCUGGUGUUUUCGAUGAACUGUAUCUCCGCCAUCAUUGUCAACACCAUCGUGUCGUAUUUCUUCAUCUUUAUUUGCAUACCAAUGGUAAUCCUGUACAUCGUAAUGAUGAUGUAUUUCAUCACAACUUCAAGGGAGUUGCAGCGUCUGGACAGUAUCAGCAAGUCUCCAGUGUUUGCACACUUCUCCGAAUCCCUUGGUGGACUGCCAACAAUCCGCGCAUACUGUUUGCAGAAUUCAUUCAGAGAUGCCAUUCUGAGCAAAAUCGACAAGAACAACGUUGCAUAUGUGUACAUCCAAACUGCCAACAGAUGGUUAGGUGUUCGACUGGACAUCAUUGGUGCGUUUGUUGUUCUGUUGGCCGGCUUGACAUCUAUGACGACUGGUAACAAUGCCGGCCUUAUUGGACUGUCUAUCAUGUAUGCUCUUUCUAUGGCUGGUCAGUUAAAUUGGUUGGUAAGAAUGGCAGCUGCUGUUGAGAUGAGUAUGAACUCCGUAGAAAGGGUUCAUUACUAUAGCGACCUAAUCAUGGAAAAAUAUGAUGGAGUAAGAGAUCCGCCACUACAAUGGCCAAACAAGGGUGAAAUCGUGCUUGAUGACAUCUCCGUAAGAUACGCCGCAGAUCUUGAUCCCGUCCUUCAGGAUGUGUCUGUAACUUUAUGUGCUGGAGAAAAGGUUGGUAUUUGUGGACGAACUGGCAGCGGCAAGUCUUCGCUGACCCUUGCUCUCUUCAGAGUCAUUGACACAUUCAGAGGUCGUGUCAUUGUGGAUGGUGUUGAUAUUGCUAGCCUCCCCUUAACAGCACUCAGGAGAAUUAUUGUUAUGAAAGAUGGCAGAGUUCAACAUCAAGGAACACUGGAUGAUAUAGCUAAGAAAGACCCAGAACUGUACAGCGAAUGGCAGACACUGAUCCAAGAAUCCCAGCAGAAGGAAAAAGAGAAGGUUGAUUCAGAAAAUGAAGAUGAUGUUGUUGUAGAACGAAGAAAGCUGUUGAGGCAGGUGUCUAGGAUGUCAUUUGCUUCCGAUGACGAGGACGAUGUCAUCUCUGUUAAGAAAGGUGUUAACGAAGAUAACGAUGAUGAAACUGGAAAACUAAUUGAGAAAGAGGAGCGUGUUAAAGGAUCCGUUGGCUUUACGAUGUACGGCAAUUAUAUCAAACAGCUUCGUGUCCGUGUGUUUCUGCUUGUGAUGGUUCUCAUUUUCCUGUACAAUGGAUGCAGUGUGGGCAACAAUUUCUGGCUCUCCGCCUGGUCAAAUGCUGGUAUUCAUCCACCACCAAAUGUAAGAAUAUUGUUGAUUAUAUGA
Molecule: messenger RNA, 4821 nt
Organism: Anneissia japonica
Lineage: Eukaryota; Metazoa; Echinodermata; Crinoidea; Comatulida; Comatulidae
Product: ATP-binding cassette sub-family C member 9-like
Exons: 30
Coding region: 220-4821 (1533 amino acids)
Biological process (GO): transmembrane transport
Cellular component (GO): membrane
Molecular function (GO): ABC-type transporter activity; ATP hydrolysis activity; ATP binding
Source: RefSeq, a predicted model, not a curated record